AUGGAAAUCACACAAAAAACAAUAUCCUUCUGCUUGUUCUACAUUGUAUUCCUCUUGAUCAUUCUUGAUACUUCUGAAGCAAUUAUUACAAGUGAACAACCCAACCAUGAUAAAGCAGAAUCACUUACACUUAGUUUACAUCCUAUUGAUUCAUUACUUUAUACUACUUACCCAAAACUGUCUCCUGAAUCCCUAUUCAAACUAAAACUACAGAGGGAUCGAAUUAAGAUUCGAAGCUUAUCCAACAUCAUGGCAUUGGAAAGUUCUAACAAUGAUGGCAAUGACGAUUAUAAUUUUGAUUUUCCGGUUGCACCAGGUCCUUACUGGAAACUACCGAGACCAUCAUUACUUUUUGAGUACUUCACUGUGUUGAGAAUCGGUACAUCGCCAGCGACUGAGUAUGUACUUUUGAUGGAUACAGGAAGUUCUCUCACAUGGAUUCAAUGCUUGCCAUGUAAUACAUGUUAUGAUCAACUAUCUCCCAUAUUCGAUCCAAACCGGUCCGAAACAUAUUCGGUCAAGGAUUGUAAUCAACAUACAUCACUUUGCGAUGGAUGUAACGAUCGUGGAGAGUGCACUUACAGUUAUAUCUAUGGCGACGGAUCAUAUUCACAUGGACUAAUAUCUGAAGAAGUUUAUAGUGUCAGUGAACAUAUGAUGAAUUUGACUAUUGGGUGUGGGCAUAAUAAUAGCGGCACAUUUAAUUCUUCCGAUGGAAUAUUGGGGCUUGGUCGUGGUGAAUUCUCAUUUCCAUCUCAAAUUGAUCGUAAGUAUGGUUUCAAGAAGUUCUCUUAUUGUCUCGUCGAUAAGCCCAAGAAAGAACAACCUGUUAUAUCAUCAUCUAUAAGAUUUGGCAAUGACGUAUUAGAUCAACCGAACGAUGUAGUGUAUACACCGAUUAUUCCAAACUCCAAGUUUCCCGACCAAUACUACAUCAACCUCACUAGUAUUAGUGUAGCGGGUAAACUAAUACCUGUUCACCCGUCACUCCCUAAUGGAAUAGUAGUUGAUUCAGGAACUUCGCUCACUUGGCUUCCUUCGUCUGUUUAUGAAGCCAUACGUGAUUCAUUCCGUGAUGCCGCUCUCCAACUUGGCUGGAAACCUGCGUUAUCUAGAUAUCGUGACACUUGCUAUGAUUUGAGUUCAUAUACUGGGGGGAUUGACACUAUCAAAUCACCAGAGGUGAUUUUGCACUUCGGCGGUGAUGAUGAGGCAGCUGUGGAGUUGAAAGCUGAAAACGUUUUGUUUAAUUAUCCUUGGAUCGAUGAGAAUGUUUAUUGUCUCGCAUUUGGGCCAAGUUUAUACAAGGGGUUGGCGAUUCUCGGUAAUGUACAACAACAAGGAAUCCGUGUUGUGUUUGAUAAUGCUGCAUCAGUUAUUGGGUUUGAUCCAAAUAGCUGCUGA
This is a messenger RNA of Papaver somniferum (opium poppy), 1404 nucleotides long. Its product is annotated as aspartyl protease family protein 2-like. The record is from RefSeq and is a predicted model, not a curated record. Lineage: Eukaryota; Viridiplantae; Streptophyta; Magnoliopsida; Ranunculales; Papaveraceae. Bases 1 to 1404 code for a protein of 467 amino acids. Gene Ontology annotation, molecular function: aspartic-type endopeptidase activity. Gene Ontology annotation, biological process: proteolysis. The transcript has a single exon.